UACAACGUUUGUUUAGUAUAUUUUAUAAAUUAAAUCAAUUAUCACAAUAUAAAAUAAUAAUGAAUUAUCAACUAUUUUUGUUAAAAUUGUUAAAAUUUUUAUUAUUUUAUAAUUAUACUAACGCAGAUUUGAUAGAUUUUCAACAAGAACAAGGUGAAAGAGUUGUGAAAACUCCAAGACGUAUAUCAAUACCCGUUCAUUAUGUCAGUGGAACUCAUUAUGAAGUUGGAUUCAGUGUGGGUCGCACAUAUAAGAGUAUGAUAAAUGAUUAUUUACAAAAAUAUAGCCCACUACAAAAUUAUUUGAAAUUGUUCGAGGAACCAGAAGGUCGUAAAAUAUACGAAGAGAGCUUAAGCGCGACAGAAAAAUACUUUCCACAGUACAUCGUCGAGUUACGAGGCAUAGCUGAUGGAUCACAAGCUCCUUUCGAACAGCUUUUCUUGGUGGCUUUAGAUGAUACGUUACCAAUGAGCUUGAAUAAGGAAUAUGUAGACAAAGGACCUGUGGGAUGUAGUUCACUUAUGAUAAACCAACUAAACGGUCAGUUUUUAGGUCAUACAGAAGAUGCAUUUUCUGCGUCAGAAGACAACUUUUAUAUUAUAGCUGCACAUAUAAUACCUAGUAAAAAUGAAUCUGGGGGUGUAUUCAAAGCCAGAGAAGAAAAAUUUGAAGCGCUAGCGUACGCAGGACACUUACCUGGGCUAGCCAGUGGGCAUAAUUAUCAUGGUUUAGUGUUUUCAAUCAACACGUUAUCUGUCUCGAAAAACGUCAGGGGCCGUAUACCACGCGAGUUUAUUACCAGAGCAUUAUUGUCAUCCAAGGCUAACAUGACCGAAGUUAUUGAAAUAUUAUCUAAUGAAGGAGCAGGUACCGCAGAUGGGUUUAAUGUAAAUUUGGUCUUUCUAAAUUUAUCAAGGGAAUCUCGAGUUUUUCACUCAAUUGAAGUUGCUCCAAAUUAUAAUAAUUCCCAAUCAAAGUUGAGCAUUGUUGAUUUUCCUAUUGGGAGCAAUUCUUUCCAUGCUAACAGGUUACUUCAUUUAUUACACUCAGAAAUUCAAGAAAAUCUUCCUUAUGAAGAUAGUAUCAUAAGAGAAAAUGUUUACAAACAAAUUACUAAAAAUAAAACCUUGUCAAGCUUUGAGGACGUACUGCAAGUUCUAGGAAGUGAGGAAAUGUUUAGUAAUGUUCCCAAUGAAUUUGGUGGUACUAUUCACUUAGGUGUUUUUGAUUUGACUAAAAAGAUAUGGAUGAUGUGGAACAACAAUCCAAUUUAUAACUCUCCUUUAUUGCAAUUACCACUGACAUUUGUGGAUCUAAUCACUUCGCCUAAAAAUCAAUGAAUAUUAUACCUAUAAACCUGUUAAUAAUUGUUAAAAGUCAUGAAAUUGUGAAAAUAUAAAAUAUAAAAAAAAUAAAUAUUAUUUUGAUGUGCUCAGAAAAAAAACAAAUGAUAAAAUGCUGCAGAAAAAAUAAAUAAAUUUAACGAAAUAAAAAUUAUUAUAUGAUUAAAUCACCUAUUGGAAUUACGACUAAGUGUUACAAUAUUUUAUAGAAUGAGUUAUCAAGUAUGUAUAAUUUGUAUGAAUAGAUAAUGUAAAAUUUAAAAAGUAUUUCAGGAAAUAAAUAAAUGGCUGGAUAGCGAUUGUGGUAUUUCUUUAUAACGUCCGACAAAUAACGGCCUUGAUUCAUUUUUUCAACCUGUCACGUUGAUAU
Molecule: messenger RNA, 1713 nt
Organism: Daktulosphaira vitifoliae (grape phylloxera)
Lineage: Eukaryota; Metazoa; Arthropoda; Insecta; Hemiptera; Phylloxeridae
Exons: 8
Coding region: 60-1340 (426 amino acids)
Source: RefSeq, a predicted model, not a curated record